Messenger RNA from Mustela lutreola (European mink), 2289 nucleotides. RefSeq names its product zinc finger protein 713 (gene ZNF713). Lineage: Eukaryota; Metazoa; Chordata; Mammalia; Carnivora; Mustelidae. Bases 1 to 1935 code for a protein of 644 amino acids. The transcript has 6 exons. The record is from RefSeq and is a predicted model, not a curated record. Gene Ontology annotation, molecular function: DNA-binding transcription repressor activity, RNA polymerase II-specific. Gene Ontology annotation, biological process: negative regulation of transcription by RNA polymerase II.
AUGGUUACCAGCUGGGAGGUGGGUGGGUCGGUGGGUGAAACUGGUGAAGGGGGCUCUGCGCAGGUGCAAAGGACAAGGCUGUAUUUCACCACCCAUUCAGGAGUGCAGUUGAGGCGCUGCCACCAAACCUCCCUGUGGAAGCGGUUCGUCGGCCGCGUUGAGGUGCCAGAAGCAAACGCGCAGAGAGAAGCCACGGGCUCCGGAAUGUCUUCCAGGCAACGAGUCUGUGCAGUUCACAUCGCCGCUGGGCUGCGGGCGGGCCUUGGCCGACUCGCCCCCACCCCGCGGCGCGGCGGCGGAGCCCUAGGAGCGCGGGGCGGAGGUCCGGGGCCCCGGGAGCGCCGCUGCCGUGGCAGCCCGCGGGCGAGCGUGUGGGAACUCCGAGUCCAGCCUGCGGGAAGCCGGCCGCCCGGGGCGCCGCCGGCGCAUGCGUGUGGCGCAGCCCAAGCCCGCGCGGCGCGGUCGCCAUCGCGGGGAGGUUUCGGUCGGGGCCGGGCUAGCGCGGGCGGCCGGUCCAGCCCCAAGGGCCCCGCCGCUGGGCGUCCUUGGCUCGGGGAGUCGGGCUCUCCGCACGGCGUCCCGCCCAGGUCAGGCCCGGCGGCGGCCGCGGCGUCAGGGGGCGGAGCCGCCCAGAGCGCCCUUUGUCUGUGGAGGCCGGACUCACUGACAUUCCAGGACGUGGCUGUGAACUUCACCAGAGAAGAGUGGAACCAGCUGUACCCUGCUCAGAAGAUCCUUUACCGAGAUGUGAUGCUGGAGAACUACAGGAAUCUGGUAGCACUCGGGCAUCAACUUUAUAAGCCAGAGGUGAUCUCUCAGUUGGAGAAAGAGGAGCAGCGGGGGAUGGAAAGAGACAGUGCAGUGGACGCUCACACAGAUGGGGAGAGUAGACGUGAAAUCAAAAAAUCGACUCCAAACCAGAACAUUUCUGAUGAAAAACAAAAUCAUGACAUGAUAAUGGAGAGACUAACAGGAGAUAGUUUCUGGUACUCCAUCUUGGGAGGACUCUGGGAUUUUGAUUACCAGUUAGAGUUUAACCAAGAAAACCAGCAGAGAUACUUAGCACAAAUAUCUUUAACCCACAAAAAGAUCACACAGGAGAGAAGCUGUGAUUGUAAUAGAUUUCGAGAAAACUAUAACAUGAAUGCAAACCUUAUUACGCAUCAGAGAAUUCCUUCCAUUAAAAUACCGCUUAAUUCUGACACACAAGGAAACAGCAUCAAACAUAAUCCAGACUUGAUUUACUAUCAGGGAAACUAUGUAAGAAAGAAUCCUUAUCAAUAUAAUGAGUGUGGAAAAAUCUUCAAUCAAGGUAUUCUUCUUACUAACCAUAUUCAUACUGAAGAGAAACCCAGUGAAUGUGAGAAGGUUUUCAGCCACAACUCCUCUCUUACUCAACCUCAGAUAGUCCUUACAGGAGAGAAGCCCUAUAAGUGUGAUGAAUGUGGGAAAAGAUUCAGCCAGAGGAUACAUCUUGUUCAACAUCAGAGAAUUCACACAGGAGAAAAACCUUUUAUAUGCAAUGAAUGUGGAAAAGCCUUCCGUCAGCAUUCAUCCUUUACUCAACAUCUGAGAAUUCAUACUGGAGAGAAGCCCUAUAAAUGUAAUCAAUGUGGUAAAGCCUUUAGCCGUAUCACAUCCCUUACUGAACAUCAUAGAUUUCAUACUGGAGAGAAACCUUAUGAAUGUAGUUUUUGUGGGAAAGCCUUCAGCCAGAGGACACAUCUUAAUCAGCAUGAGAGAACUCAUACAGGAGAGAAACCCUAUAAAUGUAAUGAAUGUGAGAAAGCCUUUAGCCAGAGUGCACACCUUAAUCAACAUAGGAAAAUCCAUACUCGGGAGAAAUUAUGUGAAUAUAAUAAAUGUGGGAAAACCUUAAGUCCCAGUCCUUCACUUACCCAGCAGCACAUAACUCAUGGUGGGGGAAUCAUAUGAAUAUAUAAAUCUGGGAAAACUUUUGGUCAGAUCUUUUCAUCCCUUUCAAUAUCAAAUUAUUUACAGAGGAGAGAAAACUUUUAAUGCAUAGAAACUAAAUAAAUUUAGGUUUUAAAUUAGUAGUGUAUUCCAAGGAGCACUUAUAAAUAGUGAAAAUAACUUAUAAGUCACAUUCCAAAUCUGAUAUAAAGUUUUUUUCAAUGACCAGAAAUCUUGUAGGCAAUAAUCUGUAAUUAUUCACCUUUAACUUUUAUGAUAUAAAGUUUUUAAAUUAUGUAAACAUUGAUUAAGGCAAUGAUGUAGUGUAACCAGUCACAUAAAUUUGAAAUAAACAUAAAGGCAAUAUUUCUCAAA